CCAGCAGAUCUCCAUUGCUCUCCACCAUGCCCGUUUACAAGCUUCGCUAUUUCAACAACCCGCGGCGAGGCCGUGCCGAGCUGAGUCGUCUUAUUCUUCAUCAGGCUGGAGUGGAAUUCGAAGACAUCCGCUUCCCUCACAGCGAAUGGCCCGCCAUUAAACCCACCACGCCGUUCGGCCAAGUUCCUGUCCUCGAAGUUGACGGACAAGUAUUGGCCCAGUCAAACACCAUCGCCCGUUACCUCGCUAGGAAGUAUGGCCUUGCUGGGAAGAACGAUUGGGAGCAAGCUUUGGCUGACAUGUACGCUGACAACAUUCACGAUCUUUUGAAUGCUGCGGCCGUCCCGUUCAUGGAGAAGGAUCCAGUGAAGCAGAAAGAAAUGUACGAAAAGUUUAUGGCCGAGACGAUUGCCAAUCACGUUGUCCUCAUUGAAAAGCAAUUGAACAAGAAUAACACCGGAUAUCUAGUCGGCAACGAUUUGACGUGGGCUGAUUUAGCUUAUUACGCGUAUUUCUCCGACUUCAUGGAAGUGAAAUUCGGUAGUGCCUUUUUGAAAGACGCGCCGCGUUUGAAGGCUUUGAUCGAUCGCGUCAAAGCUCUGCCGAAUAUCAAGAAGUGGACGGACUAUCGGAAUUCCAAAUACCCGGAAGAAAAUUAAGAGAAUCAGAUAUUAAAUGACCAUUUAACCAUUAGAUAUUAUGUAAUCCUGGGUAACAUCUGUUGUUAAGUUGCCCCAUGCCCGGUUUGGUUUUGGAAAAAUUCAAUGAGCCAUCAAAUAUAAGCCAGCGAAAUGCA
Daphnia carinata is the source of this 796-nucleotide messenger RNA. RefSeq names its product glutathione S-transferase 1-like. Gene Ontology annotation, molecular function: glutathione transferase activity. The record is from RefSeq and is a predicted model, not a curated record. The transcript is spliced from 5 exons. Gene Ontology annotation, biological process: glutathione metabolic process. NCBI's taxonomy places the organism in Eukaryota, Metazoa, Arthropoda, Branchiopoda, Diplostraca, Daphniidae. The coding region runs from base 27 to 659 and encodes 210 amino acids.